AUGGGAGCAUCCUCAUCGGCAGCCGUGUGGGGCAUUGACAUCUCUCGCUCCACCCCAGUUGCUUGCAAUCGGUGGUGGGCAGGUUUGGCACUGGGUGGCAAGCUCUACGGACUGCCCUGCAACUCGGAACAUCUCUUGAUCUUUGAUAGCUCCGACAAGUCGGAGCCCCUGCGUUUCGUGGAUACUCGCCGAAUUGCGACAGGUCAGGGUAAGUGGCGCGCUGCAGCGGCCAUAGGGGGAAGCCUUUAUGGUGUCCCUGACCGUGCAGAGGCUUUGCUGGUGUAUAAUUUCAGCACCGGCAAAGCAUCGGGGGUGGACACUCGCAAGCUGUCGCGGGGACCUCUGAAGUGGCAAUCUGCUGUGGUCUUGGCAGGCAAGGUCUACGGAAUUCCGCAUCAUGCCAGUAAGCUUCUGGUCUAUGAUGUGAAAUCGGACACAUUGAUGGGUGUCGAUACUACCCACAUCGCGACCGGCAACUCCAAAUGGCUCGCUGGACUCAGCCUGGGUGGGAAGGUCCUGGGCGUGCCUUGCAAUGCGGAUUCCAUUCUCAUCUACGACCCGUUGACAAAACGCUGCACUGGAGUCCAGACGCAGCCCUUCGCCACAGGGCCUUUCAAGUGGCUCUGUGCUGUCGCAGUGGCAGGGAUCAUGUAUGCAGUGCCUUGCCAUGCUGACUGCAUUUUGGUUUUCGACCCCGCCACAAAUCGCCUGCGUGGUAUCGACACCACAGCCGUUGCCACUGGGCCAGGAAAGUGGGUCACGACAGUGGUUUGUGCGGGGAAGAUUUACGGCAUCCCUGACCACGCCACUGCCGUGCUCGUCUUCGACCUGGCCUCUGAGGAGGUUUCAGGGAUUGGCAUUGGCCACUUGUCGGAUGAGACGACGGGCAAGUGGCAAGCUGCAGCUGUCAUGGGCGGCAAGAUCUAUGCCAUUCCAUACAAUGCGCAAUGCAUCCUGGUGGUGGACCCGGCGACAGCAUCAGCCUCUGUCAUCGAUGUGACGGGCCUCGAUUCUGGCACUGGCAAGUGGGGCUUCGCUGCAGCAAUAGGCGGAAAGCUCUGUGGCUUGCCCUGGGAUGCCUCCAACAUUCUGCUUCAUGAACCCAGUGAGGAUGUCAAGGAGAUUUCACCAAAGGGCCAAACCUGCAAAGAGGAAACCCUCAAGGAGGACUCUCCGGUGCAAAUGGCUGAAGACGUUGAGGAAACGAAAUUCAGUGAGACUCCAGACAUUUCCCUCGAGCUGGGGGAGAGACUGGUGCAGGACUUCGUGGCGGCAUGGCUGAGUGAAUGGAUUUAUUUCGUAGAUCCACUGAAGCCUUCGGCCGUGCCAACGCUGAAGGUGGGAGGAGAGCCGGUGAAGUUCCAGGUCCUCAGUGUUCUGGACGAUCCCAUGCAGGGCAGCCCUGCUCGGCUGGCGAUCGUCACGGCGGCACCGCAUGCCGGCAAUGCUGUGCUGUACUUGAUAUUCAAGGGUUCUUCCUUCAUGAACGACUUCGUGGCAAAUGCUUCCGUGGGGCCAGACUACACACCGUUUGAUGCCACCUUCGCCGACCGCACGACUUUCAUUCACCACGGUGCGCAUCAUGCCAUUGCCCAGCUGCGGGUGCAGCAGUGGUCUGUGCUGCAGGAGCAGCUGGAGCGAUGUUCCGGCGAAGGGGUUGGUCAGCUCAUCGUCGCUGGUCAUUCUCUGGGUGGACAGUAUGCCUUGGCCUUCAUGCUUCAGGUCUUCCUGGACCAGGCCAAAGGCGCCCCGGUCCACCCGUUGCUGGAAGAGGCCCGUGCGGUUGCCUUUGGUGCCCCCAUGUGCUACGGUGCUGCAGAGGGCUUCGACGUGCGUAAGGACCUGGCGGACUUCAUCCAGCAGCGGACGGUGGUCUACGUGAAUGCGGGCGACCCGGCCCCCAGGCUCUGGUCGGAGAUGGACUUGCAAGAAUUCAUGCGGUACGCCGUGUCCUGGCUACAGCAGAAGGUCUCAAGUUUCUCCAUGCGUAUUCUCGACUAUGCUGCUGGUGGUUUGGCACAGAAAGCGCAGGAAGUUCUGAAGCGCCCGGACAUCGAGAAGCAUUUGUUGCGACCGGGUGCGUGCUAUGUCCACCUUUCUCAGAUUCGUGUCCUUGCGAAGGACUUUUUUCUAUGGAGGCCAUUGAGCUACGCCAGAAUGAACAUCGAAGACCACAGCCUCUCCAAGGGCUACAUCCCGGCCCUGUGUGCUGCCUUCGAUCCUGUUGUAGCCGGUGGACUCUGGGAUGAAAUGGGGCAGACGCUCGUUGACGAGGCUGGGCACGGCUUGAUGUGA
Symbiodinium sp. CCMP2456 is the source of this 2295-nucleotide messenger RNA. Lineage: Eukaryota; Dinophyceae; Suessiales; Symbiodiniaceae. The record is from the annotation of a GenBank genome assembly.